[Torrubiella] hemipterigena is the source of this 941-nucleotide messenger RNA. NCBI's taxonomy places the organism in Eukaryota, Fungi, Ascomycota, Sordariomycetes, Hypocreales, Clavicipitaceae. The record is from the annotation of a GenBank genome assembly.
GCCCAACGAGUCACGAUGCACUACGAACCCGGAAUUCUUGUCGCGGCUUUGGCCAUAGCAUGUCUUGCAGUCGAUUUCGAUUGGAAUACCAUUAUCCCAAGCAAACAGUUACAAUACCAUCCAUGUUACGAGGGAAAGCAAUGCGCUCGACUCAUCUUGCCGCUCGACUGGAAAGACAGCAACAAUAGCGACACAGUUGCCAUUGCAAUACUCAAAGUGCCCGCGGCUGUUGCUGAAGACGAUCCGUCCUUUGGCGGUCCCAUACUUAUCAACCCUGGAGGACCCGGAGGCUCCGGUACCAUAUUUGCCAAUUACGCAGGCACGCGCUUCCAGGACCUGAUUGACAUUCCCGGCAAGAAACGCUAUGAGAUUAUCGGAUUUGACACUCGCGGAUCGGGUGAGUCGACACCGCUUGUCAACUGCUUCCCGGGCAAGACGGGCGUCUCAAGAGCCGUUCCCGAGGUGCAGUGGACGGCUGCAGGCACACCUGAGAACGACAUGGCCCUCAAGUAUGAGCUUGCGCAGGCCAAGAUUGCCUAUCUUCGAUGCGAGGCAGCUAACGGCCGUCUACUGUCGUUUGUGAACACACCGAGUAUUGCACGAGAUAUGGUGUCCAUUAUCGAUGAAUUGGCCAGAAUCCGAUCAAACACUACAGUACGCCGUGACAAUACCACAGACCCUACCCCACGACUGCAAUACUACGGGAUUUCCUACGGCACAGAACUCUGAAACUACUUUGCAUCCAUGUUCCCAGAACGUAUCGGCCGUUUAGCUCUCGAUGGUGUAGUAGAUGCCGAGGAGAACCGCUCUGUGGAUGCUUGGUCGACAAACACAGUUGAUGCGGACAAGAUAUUUUCCGUUUUCUUGAGUGAUUGCUUCGAGGCUGGCCCUGGACGAUGCCAUCUCGCCACGCCGGAGGAUUCCUCAGCUGAUGAUAUUGG